AUGGCCGAACAAGCUUUAGACGCCAAAAACCAAGCCCAAUCUCCCGAGGAUACUGAGGAUCUGUCGCCGUUGCCCACCCACGCUCAGGGACCGGUCAGAAGAAGAGGAGGUAUAUCGGCCGAGCCUGUUACAGAAGAAGAUGCCACCAGUUAUGUCAAAAAAGUCGUACCAAAAGACUAUAAAACGAUGGCGGCUUUGUCCAAAGCCAUCGCCAAAAACGUCCUCUUUUCGCACUUGGACGAAAACGAACGCAGUGACAUCUUUGACGCCAUGUUCCCUGUCACUUUUCUACCUGGCGAGGUGAUCAUUCAGCAAGGCGACGAAGGAGACAAUUUCUACGUUAUUGACCAAGGAGAAGUUGAGGUUUACGUCAAUAAUGAAUUGGUAGUCACAAUAAGUGAAGGUGGCAGUUUCGGUGAGCUGGCUCUCAUUUACGGCACCCCUAGAGCGGCAACCGUAAAAGCCAAAACCGACGUAAAACUGUGGGGCAUCGACCGAGACUCCUACCGCAGAAUACUGAUGGGUUCCACUAUAAGAAAACGAAAAAUGUACGAAGAAUUCCUCUCAAGAGUAUCCAUCUUGGAGAAUCUAGACAAAUGGGAACGAUUGACAGUAGCGGACGCUUUGGAAACGUCCAGCUUCGAGGACGGCGAGACGAUUGUCCGGCAAGGCGAACCCGGCGACGAUUUUUACAUUAUUGUCGAAGGUUCCGCGCAAGUGAAGCAAAAACGGGCCGAGGGCGAGGAGCCGCGCGAAGUCGGCCGGCUCGGACCGAGCGACUAUUUUGGCGAAAUCGCUUUUGCUAUUGGAUAGACCGAGGGCGGCAACUGUAGUUGCUUGCGGUCCGCUUAAAUGUGUCAAACUUGACAGAGCCAGAUUCGAGCGAGUCCUAGGCCCCUGCGCCGAUAUCCUGAAACGUAACAUUUCUCAGUACAACAGUUUCGUUUCUUUAUCCGUCUAACCUAAACUUAGACAACAGGAUCUUUUCGAUGGGCGCCUUCUUGUACAUUAGAAAUGCGCACCCAAUUUUAACCCGAAACCAAACGUACUGAUGUAUAUUUUUGCUAUAUUUCUAAAACUUGAAAGGCGUGAACUUCAAUGUACCAGGAAUGGCCAAUUGAAAAGAACUGAAAAAAAUCGGGCCAAAAUUGUUAAGUCUUCUUGUUUAAAUUGAUCGUUAUUAUUAUUGUUUAAUCUAAUUAGAAAAAGAGUUUUAUUUAUGCAGUAAAGAAUUUAUUGGGGCGCCAUCUGUAGAAAAAUGUGCAAUUCAGAUGGUGUUUUGUAUAGGGACUUUGUAUAUAAAAAAAAUACUGAUGUUUGUGUGGUGUAUUCUCCUUCCAUCGUCGUUGCUUUUUAGUUUCAGGCAUAUAGAACCAGCUCUAAGAUUUUUGUUUUGUAAAAAUAAUAAUAAUAAUUGCUAACUUAUGUUGAUUCUAUGAAUAAAUUAUCUAUAGUA
Molecule: messenger RNA, 1456 nt
Organism: Ceutorhynchus assimilis (cabbage seed weevil)
Lineage: Eukaryota; Metazoa; Arthropoda; Insecta; Coleoptera; Curculionidae
Source: the annotation of a GenBank genome assembly